This is a messenger RNA of Exophiala viscosa, 3315 nucleotides long. RefSeq names its product inositol-1,4,5-trisphosphate 5-phosphatase. Gene Ontology annotation, biological process: phosphatidylinositol dephosphorylation. Gene Ontology annotation, molecular function: phosphatidylinositol-4-phosphate phosphatase activity. Bases 179 to 3034 code for a protein of 951 amino acids. The transcript has 3 exons. NCBI's taxonomy places the organism in Eukaryota, Fungi, Ascomycota, Eurotiomycetes, Chaetothyriales, Herpotrichiellaceae. Gene Ontology annotation, cellular component: endoplasmic reticulum. The record is from RefSeq and is a predicted model, not a curated record.
GGGUCUUAGUACGAUGACAUCACUGGCUUCUUAAUCACAACUUCAACUUGCAGUAUCACAAAAUCGAUGAUCACCUCCGUUUCAUAAUGCUCAGUACUCGCGCCUGUAUGCUUCAUUUUUCUGCUCAAGCCGUGACUCUGGGGUAACGCUUCCUUUCUCUAUUGAAGCAUGAAUAACAAUGCCCGCUCUUGCCCGGAGACUUUUGAUUUGGGCGACCGUCGACGGCCUUGUUCUUCAGGCUCACGGUCCAGCUGAGCAAAAUAAAACCGUUCAGAUCGACUAUAAGCGUUCGCAGAUCAAAGAGGUUCGGGACUAUGAUGAGACUACGAGGAAAGGCACUCCAUUGGAGGCCCACGGUGUCAUAGGACUUCUAUCUAUCGCAUCAUCCUCUUUUCUGAUUGCCAUCACCCAGCGAGAACAAGUGGCACAAAUUUUUGGCAAGCCGGUCUACGUGAUCAGGGACGUCGCGUUGGUGCCGUUAUCGUCUCAAAGUGAGGCUGAGACGGCGAUCACCUCCGCCAUAGCUUCACGAGGACCGGCUGCAUCAGCCGACGACUCGGAUUCCGACCUCAGCGAUGCCGGUGAAGAUGACGAGGCUGCUACUAAGGAUGCAGAGCCUGAUACACCGUCCUCCGAUACAUCCAUCGAACAUGGCCUGACCCAGCACAUAAAUGCAAGCACCACGAGCAUAGUCAAAAACGUCAUCGCCAAUCGAGGCCAGUACGCACGUUUUGCAUCACAAUGGUUCUCAAAGCAAGGCUGGGGAGGCGGAAAAGCAGAAGAUAAGUCGUCAGACUCAUCACAAGAGCUGAGUCCAGAGGCGACCCAGUCAUCCACGAAAGGAGACAUUGCGGCGGCAGCGAAUUCUGCGAAAUUACAAGGCGAAGGCCACGAAGACGCGCAAGUGGCAGAGACCCAGAAAAUACUGGCCAGCAACUCGGUUCGGGACGCCCUUCCAAGGAUCGUCAAGACUACAAGGAUGAUCUUAACUUCCGGAAGCUUUUUCUUCUCCUACGAGUUUGACCUCACCCGUAGGCUCGCACUUCUGGGCGGCAAUGGAAAGGCACCGUCUGUCGAAUCUUUGGAUCCACUGUAUUUUUGGAACAAACGCCUUGCAACGCCGUUCAUAGAUGCGAAACAGAAUACAUUCCUGAUGCCCAUCCUACAAGGCUUUGUGGGGCAAAGAGCUUUCACAGUUAACAAGCCGGAGCCGAAGGACCCUCAAUCAGCCAGCAUCGUCGCGGCAGAGCACGACAAAGAUUCUGCGGGGCUCGGCGAUGCCAUCGAGUCGGCUAAGCAAGGCCUUGCCAGUAUGAGUGGGGAGAGCCAGUCAUACCUACUCACGCUGAUUUCUCGACGCUCGGUUAAGCGGUCCGGACUGCGGUAUUUGCGCCGGGGUAUCGACGAUGAAGGGAACUGUGCAAAUGCCGUGGAGAGCGAGCAGAUUCUGUCAUCCCCUGAUUGGUCCCCCGCAAGGAGGAUCCGCUCUUUCGUCCAGAUACGAUGCUCUAUACCCCUUUACUUUUCCCAGUCACCAUACUCACUCAAGCCCGCGCCAAAUAUCCAGCACUCUGCGUCCAAGAACGACGCCGCGAUGAAGAAGCAUUUCCAAGACCUCAAGCAACGGUACGGCGGUGUCCAGAUCGCAGCGCUGGUCGACAAGCAUGGUACUGAGGCUUCCAUCGGGUCGGCAUACGAAGAAGCGGUGCGAUCCCUCAAAGAGGCCAACCAACUCGAAAAUGUACAAUUCUAUUGGUUCGAUUUCCACGCAGAGUGUCGCGGUAUGAAAUUCGAAAAUGUAUCGAGGCUUGUCGACAAGCUCGGGGGUACAAAUGAGAACUUCAACGAGACGACUAUCUCGAGCGAAGGGACCGAGACAAGUCAGUCGGGUGUGAUCCGCACGAAUUGCAUGGACUGUUUGGACAGGACGAAUGUAGCGCAAAGUGCAUUUGGCCAAUACAUGCUGCAAAGAGACCUAGCCAAGGAGGGAUACAAGAUUGACUUGCUCACCGAUCAAAGCACGACUUGGUUCAAUACGCUAUGGGCUGACAAUGGCGAUGCGAUAUCCCGACAGUACGCCUCCACUGCAGCACUCAAGGGCGACUUCACCCGUACCAGACGUCGCAAUUACCGAGGUGCAUUGAAUGACUUCAGUCUGACCUUGACUCGGUAUUACAACAACAUGGUCAAUGACUAUUUCUCCCAAGCAGUCAUCGAUGUCCUGCUAGGAAAUAUGUCAUGGAAGAUCUUCGAGGACUUCGAGAGCAACAUGAUGAGCGCUGAUCCUGGAAUAUCGAUUGACCAGAUCCGUCAAACGGCAAUCGAGAAUUGCUCAAAGCAAGUGAUCCAAGAAAGCAACGAAGAUCUCAUUCAGGGAUGGACGAUGUUGACACCUGCUCAUGAGAACACGCUGCGGACCAUUCCGUUCGAAGAGGCUGUCAUUCUGCUGACUGAUACUGCUCUUUACUGUUGCAAGUUUGAUUGGGCCACUGAAAAGCUGCGGUCGUUCGAAAAGGUCGAUCUCAGGUCGAUAUCCAAGAUCAGGUAUGGAACGUACAUCACCUCGACAUUCGGUGAGCGGGCUGUGAGCGAAGAGUACAAUGCCGGGGUUGUGAUUGUGUACAAGCCUGGGAAAGAGAGCAUCAUCAGAACAAAUACACGAUCUUUGCAGAAUUAUGUGAAGCCCCAAUCGGAAGACUCCGAGAACCGAGUUGAUGGAGGAACCGGUAUAUUGUCAUGGCUGAGUCCUUCUGCACCGGCGUCAUCCAGGUCAGUCGCCAUGAAGGUCAUUGCUGCAACCGGCAGUCAAAUGGAUAUACCAGAGCAGAAGAAUGUUGGAACACCCCUGGGUGUGGCUGAGCACAUUGCGGAAGAGGUCCGACGGGCCAUUGGUGGCUCUGGUGGUGGUGGUACGCAAGGAGGCGGCGAUGACCUUGUUGAACAUGCAGACAUCAUCUCAAUUGCAGACGCCAAGAAGCGCACUGGCUAUCUUGAACAAUUGGGAUAUUCGAUCAAGAAAAUGGUCUGGACGUGAGCGUGGCAUUUGUGAUGAGUGUUUGUCGGCAAGCAGUGAAUACACACUCCUCGUUCAACCAGAACAUGUCUUAUCCUGAGUUGGCUCAUUGUGCCAUGAGAUGCUGAUGGUUGUUGGACGACAUAGCCAGAGAAUACAUUUGGGGAUGUCUGAUUUUACGAUAUAUAGGUAUACGACGAUCAUGAUAUGGUUUCUAGCAUGAUAGCAUAUACCUUGUAGGUACUUACGUAUACCUACGCCGACGGAUACGAGGGGCCCACUAAAAUCAAUCAUUGAUUCAG